Helianthus annuus (common sunflower) is the source of this 312-nucleotide messenger RNA. RefSeq lists its product as uncharacterized. Lineage: Eukaryota; Viridiplantae; Streptophyta; Magnoliopsida; Asterales; Asteraceae. The transcript has a single exon. The record is from RefSeq and is a predicted model, not a curated record. The coding region runs from base 1 to 312 and encodes 103 amino acids.
AUGGCUUCAUCAAGAACCCCAGUGAGCUACACCGAUGCGGCUCGAUGGUAUUGCAUCAUAUUCCUUUUUCUUAUUGUGUUACUAGGUUCUUUAACCGCAGAAAACUCUCUUAUGGAUAAAAUGAAUCCGGAGGUGGGUUCAACGUGUGACGAGAUAUAUGUCGUUGGAGAAGGUGAAACGCUACACACCAUCAGCGAGAAGUGCGGUGACCCCUUUAUCGUCGAAGAAAAUCCGCAUAUUCAUGACCCGGAUGAUGUGUUUCCUGGGCUUGUCAUCAAGAUCACCCCUUCUGGUCCCCUUCAUAACUUCUAA